Messenger RNA from Aspergillus pseudotamarii, 1745 nucleotides. RefSeq names its product cytochrome P450. The record is from RefSeq and is a predicted model, not a curated record. NCBI's taxonomy places the organism in Eukaryota, Fungi, Ascomycota, Eurotiomycetes, Eurotiales, Aspergillaceae. Gene Ontology annotation, molecular function: oxidoreductase activity, acting on paired donors, with incorporation or reduction of molecular oxygen; heme binding; iron ion binding. The transcript has 2 exons. Bases 1 to 1548 code for a protein of 515 amino acids.
AUGCCUCAUUCUCUAGUUUUUGGCCAUCUUCCUGUUGUCCUCCAAUUUUACCGAGAUUGGGCAUUCGAUGCGAACUUUGUUCAAACCUUUGGCUACUAUAUUAGCAAAUACUGGAAAAAGUUCUUCCCAAAUGAAGAGAGAUGUCCGCCCGUCAUAUACGUCGAUAUUUGGCCUAUGUCCAGGCCAAUGGCAUUCUCUAUGGAGGCGUACGUAUCCAAUCAGAUGUCAAUUGGGACCAGCUUGCCUAAAUCGCCUAUGCAUGGUGAGUUCCUUGGACCAAUUUCGAACGGAAAAGACCUCAUCUGUAUGCAUGGCGACGAAUGGCGUAUGUGGCGCUCGAUGUUCAACCGCGGAUUUAGUCGAGCGAAUAUCAGAGCCUGGGUACCUGCCAUUCUGGAGGAGGUUGAUGCAUUCGCGAACAUGUUAAGGAAUCUUUCCGGCGGCAACGGAGAUUGGGGCCAGGUGUUUCCGCUGGAGCAAAUAUCCAGUAACUUGGCAUUCGAUGUUACAGGGAGAAUUCUUCUUGACGAACGGCUGAACACUCAGUCACUGUAUCCAUCUCGGUUUACCGUUGCUUAUCGAGAACAACUCGAACGGAUGGAAAUUACUUUCAGUCCCCGCAAGCUUCUCUGGAGAGUAACACCAUUGUUCAAGCUGCUUGUGAGCCGCAAGCGAGACGAGCUCUUCGAAAUCCUUCGACCAUCCAUUCUGGAAAACCUAGGUGCGGCUAGCAAAGGCCGCCAAACCAUCGUGCAAGCCGCAGCGGAGGACCUGAACCGGAUCAGAGGAGAAAACAACAACGGUCCCCUGGAGGAAUCCCUGGUCAAGCAUGUGUUCUACCAUCUGAUGGCCACAUUCUUCGGGGGUGAUGAUGCAAUCUCCAUUACACUCCCCAGGAUAUUCAAGCAGCUCCAACUGCACCCCGAAUGCCUUGAUAAAAUGCGGGCUGAGCACGAUAGGAUUCUUGGCCCUGAUCCAAGCGCCGCUGCCCAGAGACUUCGAGACGAGCCCUACAUCCUGGACUCGCUGAAAUACACCCUCAGUGUCAUCAAGGAGACGCUACGCAUCAACCCCGCUACCAUUACGAUCAGGGCAGGACAGCCAGACUUUAACUUUUACAUAAAAGACUCCAACACCGUCUGGCCGACAGACGGAUUCGAUCUUUUUGACAGCUCUAUAACCAUACAUAACGACCCUGCCAAUUUCCAUGAGCCCUCGGAAUUUAUCCCGGAGCGGUACCUGGUCCCUGAAGGGGAUGUAUUGCAUCCGGCGAAGGACAUGUGGCGGGGGUUCCAACUUGGUCCUAGGAGAUGCCUUGGACAAGAAUUAGCUAUUGUCGUGCUCAAGUUAGUGCUGGUUGCUGUUGCCCGUGAUCUUGACGUUGAGAUGGCCUGGGAAGAGUGGGACCGGCUCCGAGAAGAGCAGGGGAUCAAAUUCGACAAGCAAAUGGUCGAAGGCGAGCGGAUGUACACCGCUGGGAAGGCAACUGCGCAUCCCAAAGACGGUGCACCGGCACAUGUGAGGAUACGGAACCUGUCUAGGGGGUAAAAUUCUAUAAACGAUGGUGGGCUUGCAAACCCCACUCCGCGGGGUGGUGGAGAUGUGAGGGAUUUGCUGUGGUGAUGCAUGCAUGUAUUACCUUUUGCUGUUCUCUUUCAGAUACGUCUAGUAUGCGGGAAACGAAGACGCUUAUUUUGGUUUCAUACUAAACCAUCCGAUUUGAGUUCCAAAUAGUUACACUCAAC